AUGAUUAAAAUCCUUCCUGCAACUUCUGAUUCUAAUUUGAGAUUUCAACAUCUCGAUAAACGAAAUAUUUUCUCGAAUACCAAAAACACUGAAUUGUUACCACUAUCAACAGUCGACGGAAAACAAUUUAUGAUACCAAAUGGAAAUGACUAUGAAACAAAACUUGAAUCACUCCUUGAAUAUGUUAAACAAACACUAAUUGUUGAGAGACCACAUAGCGAAGUAGUAAUUCGUGCAGCUGGUUUUACUUACGUCAGAAAUUCUGAUGAUUCUGUACGAUGUUCUGACUGUAAAUUUGAAAUAGCUGAUUUAACAAAGUUAAUUAGUCCAUUCGAGGAACAUAAAAGGCAGCGUCCAUCAUGUCCAUUUGUGAGAGGAAUAACAAGUAUAGACGAGCUGAAUGAAAUAAAAUCAAAUCCAUCAACAUUACGCGUUGGACUCAAGCCAAAAAUAUUGCAAAAGACUGAUACAUCAACAUGUGUCAUAGAUGCAACAACACAAGAAAGCAUUAAUAAAGGAAAAAAACAACAGGAAGAAGAACAACAUCCUAUUUCGUCAACCACUAUUUCACGAGACUUUGCUGAAGUUGAAACAAUUCGACACGUUCGUAAACGCACGUAUUCUCAUUGGCCGCAUCGAAUACCGUCUCGAAAUCAAAUGGUUGAAGCCGGAUUUUUUAAUUGUAACGUUGGCGAUCGUGUCAUAUGUAUUUAUUGUCAUGCUAUUUGUCAACAAUGGACGCAUAAUGAUGAUCCUAUUGAAAUUCAUAAAGUGUUGUCUCCACAUUGCCCGUAUGUUAAAUCAGUUAUAAGAGAAAAUACUUCAGCAAAUAAUAUUCAAAUUGUGAAUGAAACAAGUCGUCUAGCGUCUCAAACAGUUUCAGUCAGUGGUACAAGUGGCCCAACAAAUAAUAAUAAUAACAAUGACGUUUGGCGACGUGAUGAAAUUGUUUUAACAGCAGCAUGGAAUAUCGCUUACACAGAAAUUCCAAAACGAUAUGCUACUUUCGCCACGUGGCCAAAUGAACCAUUGCCACCAGUUGAUGAUUUAGUGAAGUCUGGCUUCUAUUAUACGGGAACAAAAGCAAUUGUCACAUGUUUUUACUGCAAUGGUUCGUUACAAAACUGGGGACAAAAUGAUAAUCCAAUGAUUGAACAUGCUCGCUGGUUUCCACACUGUGCAUACGCAAGACAAUUGUGUGGCGAUGACCUCUAUCGAAGAAUUCAAGAAUCUAAACAAGCUUCACAGGAGCGAGCUCGGACAAACGAACAACAACAAUCAUCGGUAUCAUUAAGAGAGGUCUUUACGUCAAAUAACGACGAAAAUUUGAACAAUACUAAUCAUUCUUCAACAAUUUCAUCUCUUCCCAAUAACCGACAAUUAGCGAUAACAGAUGCAAAUACAUUAUCAAGAUUAGUGGCUGCUCGGUUAGAUUUAUCAGUAUCGCAAACUUUGUUGAGUAAAAAUUUUAAACUAUCAGUUAUAAAACGUUGUUAUGAGGAUCAAUUGCGUUUGAAACACGAUGAUUUUGCAAGUGAUUGUGAUUUACUAUUAGCAUGCACAAUACUUCAAAAGCAAAUUGAUCAUAUCGAUGGCAAGAAAGAAAAUAUCAUUGUACCAAGUGUACAUAUGAAAAAAUUACGUGAACAAGCGGAGAAAAAAGGAAGAGAGAGAGGACAAGCUGAACCAACUGCAUGUUUACUCAACUCUUCAGCAACGAUAUUAUCAUCGACCUCGUCUUCUUCAACGACAGAUGACGCUGACAUGACUUCAUUAACAAACGAAUCGUGCGCAUCAACUUGUUCGACAUCAUCAAUGGAAUCAAAUGUUUCUAAAACGAAGGAUGAAACACCCAAACCAAAACAACAGCAAAACCAGCAACAAUCAGUUGUAUCAAAUGCGUGUAUUUUGUGUAUAUUGAAAAGAAGAAAAAUAACAAUGCCGCGAUAUCUAUUAUAUUUUGCUCAUGAAUUGGUUGAUUUUCGAUUAGCAGAAUUAUUUAGUUUGGCUGAAAUGUUUGGUUUUCGUGACACUAUGUCGAUUGAUCGAGUGCCUGAAGAGGAUCCAUUUCUGCUAUGUAGUUUUCAGAAAACUGAUCAUGUUAGACAAUAUUCUUCUCGAUCAGUACUAUUGAAAUCUGCAUAUGAAUAUUGGGCAAAUGCUUCGUCCUUGUAUGAUAUGAUUGAUAAUUUAAAACCAUUAUCAGAUUGUCGUCCAUUACCAUCUGAUACAUUUCGAGUACAGAUUCAUGUGUUCAAGAGACAACUUACUCAACUAGAAAAAAUUGAAAGAAUUGAGGCAUUCACUGAUUCAUUAAAAAUGACAAAUAAAUUUUGUUUAAGUGAUAAAGCCGAUUGUACAAUUGGACUAUUUGAAAGUUAUGAACAUGGACAUAAACAACCAAAACAGGUCUUCUGUGGUAAAUGGCUUUGUAAUGGUGCAAGAGAUUUAGCUGAAAAAUUUGACGUUAAAAAACGAUAUUUUAUUGGCAAUACAACCAUGAAUCCUACUUUAGCAUUUAUCAUGGCUAAUUUUGCUCAAUGUCAACCAGCUCAAUUAGUUUUAGAUCCAUUUGUUGGCACAGGAGGUAUUCUUUUGUCGUGUGCUCAAUUUGGUUCGCACGUGAUAGGCAGUGAACUUGAUUGGAAAACAUUAACAGCGAAAGGAAUUUCUUCAAGAGUUGGAGCGGGCAGACGAAAAGCAGAUGAAAUGAUGUAUCAAAAUUUUUUAAAUUAUCAAAUAGCUGAUCGUUUCAUUGGUGCCGUAGGAGCAGAUUUUGCCUUCUCACCAUGGAGAAAAGAUUUUAAAUUUGAUGCAAUUGUUACUGAUCCACCCUACGGCAUACGGGAAUCAGCUCAACGUAUUAGCGGUGCUAAAGAUGAAGUGAAUGAUGAAACACUGGUUGAUGGUCAUGUGCAACGAAAAACAAAAUAUAAUCUGACAACAAUAUAUGAAGAUUUAUUAAAUUUUGCUAAUAAUUAUCUUCGAUUGAAUGGAAGACUCGUCUUUUGGAUGCCAACACAUGUAGCCACAUAUGAUGAAAGUCUUAUACCAGAACACCCUUCGUUCAAACUAGUAACAAAUUGUGAACAAGUAUUACAUUUGUCAGUUAGCCGUCGUUUACUGACUAUGAUCAAAGUACGCGAAAGUUCAGAAAAUGAAAAGGCACAUGUGAAUGAACGGUUAUUUAAUAGUUUUCGUGAACUUUAUUUUACUCCUUACGAUAAAAUAUGGCAACAAAUGAAUUCAAACACAACAUUAAAAGAAAAUGUUAAUGAAUGA
This is a messenger RNA of Didymodactylos carnosus, 3282 nucleotides long. Lineage: Eukaryota; Metazoa; Rotifera; Eurotatoria; Philodinida; Philodinidae. The record is from the annotation of a GenBank genome assembly.